CCAGCCCAAAGGCCACUAGUUUAUUCAUCUCCUGCCCUCCUCCAUCAGAAGCUACCAAGAAGCACGAGCCUGCAAUUCAGAGAGAGGUUGCUGUUUUAUUUAUAUAUGAGGCGGGCCUAAUGGGUGGAAGGCCAGGUCCUUUGUUGCAGUCCUCUCUCCCCAUUCCCUCGUGCUUCCCUUCUAGUAAAUGAGCCACCACUCCCAUAACUUGCAUUCAUUUCCAUGGCCAGCUCAGUUCAACUCUUCGAUGCGUCGGUCGUGAAAGUGUUUCCUCUCCUCUUGCAUUGAGCUAGCUGAUCUUCUCCAGCUUCCCAACAUCGAUGAUGAUCCCCAGCUGCGAUCCCAAUGACGGAGAGGGUAGCAUGAGGCUUAUCGAGGACCUGACCACCAACACAUCUCGGGUCCAACAGCAGGUUCUGAAGGAGAUCCUAACAAGAAAUGCGGACACAGAAUACCUGCAUGGCUUCCUUGAAGGCCACACCGAUCGCGACCUCUUCAAGAGGCAAGUGCCUGUCAUCGACUACGAGCAGGUCAAGCCUUACAUCGAGCGAAUUGCCAAUGGCGAGCCAUCUCACAUAAUCUCUUCUCAGCCCAUCACAGAGCUGCUCACAAGCUCUGGGACUUCUGGGGGCCAGCCAAAGCUGAUGCCUUCAACUGCAGAAGACCUUGACAGGAAGAACUUCUUAUACAACCUCCUGAUUCCUGUUAUGAACAAGUACGUCGAUGGGCUCGACCGAGGGAAGGGCAUGUACCUCCUGUUCGUCAAGCCGGAAAUCAGCACUCCCUCGGGCUUAACUGCGAGGCCUGUGCUCACGAGCUACUAUAAGAGUAGCAAUUUCCGGAACCGGCCCUUUACCAAGUUUAAUGUGUACACCAGCCCAGAUGAGACCAUCCUCUGCUCAGAUAGCAAGCAGAGCAUGUACUGCCAGCUGCUUUGUGGUCUAAUUCAACGCGAUGAGGUGCUCCGGGUUGGGGCCGUCUUCGCCUCAGCCUUCCUUCGGGCAAUCAAAUUCUUAGAAGAUCACUGGGAGGAGCUUUGUUCUAACAUAAGGACCGGGCAUGUCAGUGAUUGGAUCACCGAUACUAGUUGUCGAAAUGCUGCUGGCAGAAUUCUUGAUAGACCAAAUUCUGAAUUGGCUGAGUUAAUCGAGACGGAGUGCAGAAAGGAACCAUGGGAGGCGAUAAUCAGGCGGCUAUGGCCAAAGACAAAGUAUGUCGACGUUAUAGUCACAGGAUCAAUGGCACAGUACAUUCCCUUGCUCGAAUUCUACAGCGGGGGGCUGCCACUAGUCUCCACCAUGUAUGCAUCAUCUGAGUGCUACUUUGGGAUCAAUCUGAGGCCAUUAGACCUGCCAUCUGAUGUCUCAUACGUGCUCCUACCGAACAUGGCCUACUUCGAGUUCAUUAAGGUCGAGAGGACCGAUGAAGAUGAGGCCAGUAGGAUUGAAUGCAAUGGCAAUGGCGAGUCCAAGGUGGUGGAUCUCACGAACGUGGAGGUUGGUUGCUAUUACGAGCUCGUCGUGACAACAUUUACAGGCUUAUACAGGUAUCGGGUUGGCGACAUCCUCAUGGUGACCGGUUUCCACAACACGGCGCCCCAAUUCCGGUUUGUGCACCGCCGCAACGUAGUCCUUAGCAUCGACACUGACAAGACCAAUGAAGAAGACCUCCUCAAGGCCAUAACACAAGCCAAGCUCCUCCUACAGCCCCUUGGCUGCCUUCUCACCGAGUACACUAGCUAUGCUGACACAUCCUCCAUACCUGGCCACUACGUGCUCUUCUGGGAGUUCAAAACAAAAGGAAGCUCGGAUCUCUCAAACCUAGAUCAGACUGUUAUGGAAGAGUGCUGUUCCACAGUGGAGGCAUGUCUUGACUCGGUUUACCGACGGUGUCGGAGUAAGGACCGAUCGAUAGGGCCGCUGGAGAUCAGGGUGGUGCAAUGUGGUGCAUUUGAUGCAUUAAUGGAUUUUUGUGUUUCGCAGGGUUCAUCAGUGAACCAGUACAAGACACCAAGGUGCAUCAAGUCCACGGAAGGAAUUGGAAUCUUAGAAGAGAAGGUGGUGAGGAGGUUUUUUAGUAGGAAGGUUCCUCUCUGGGAGCCUUACAGGGUGGAGUCUAGAGCUGAUUGAAGGAGGUGGUGGUGAGUAAUGUUAGUGGAAAGGUCACCAUGGGAAGGUGCUUGGUCUUUCUCUUUCUUUGACUGCUCUUGAAUGCUGGGCUCCAGAGGAAGUUGGAGGAAUCUUUGUCGUCUGUUAGUGGAAAGCUGAAAUCCAACUUCGAACCUGCGCAGCGAUAUGAAUCUUUGGGUUCCAUUUAAGUGCUGUUCAAACCAGGAUUGUGUGCAAGUGAGGUAGCGUACUAGUGUCUCAUGUAUUGAAUUAAUUAAGUUGGCCCAAUUGAUCUUUUAGUCUAUUUCAAGCAAAAUAUUGUUAGCAUUUCACUAGUGGAAGAUGGCUUCAUUUGCUUUGAUAUGUCACUGAAGAAUCUUCUGCCAAAA
Elaeis guineensis (African oil palm) is the source of this 2497-nucleotide messenger RNA. RefSeq names its product indole-3-acetic acid-amido synthetase GH3.17. Gene Ontology annotation, cellular component: cytoplasm. The record is from RefSeq and is a predicted model, not a curated record. NCBI's taxonomy places the organism in Eukaryota, Viridiplantae, Streptophyta, Magnoliopsida, Arecales, Arecaceae. Gene Ontology annotation, molecular function: acid-amino acid ligase activity.